Molecule: messenger RNA, 1566 nt
Organism: Drosophila rhopaloa
Lineage: Eukaryota; Metazoa; Arthropoda; Insecta; Diptera; Drosophilidae
Product: moesin/ezrin/radixin homolog 1-like
Exons: 5
Coding region: 132-1520 (462 amino acids)
Biological process (GO): positive regulation of early endosome to late endosome transport; regulation of organelle assembly; regulation of cell shape
Cellular component (GO): apical part of cell; filopodium; adherens junction
Molecular function (GO): cell adhesion molecule binding; actin binding
Source: RefSeq, a predicted model, not a curated record
UUGACGGUGUGCGCCCUCAGUUCACUUUGGAUUUCGUUGGUGAAGGACAAAAAUAACGAAGAGCAAAGACGAAAUAACCCCCAAAAAGAAAAAAUUUCGUUUCGAGAACUAAGAAAAACUGGAAGCAAAAAAUGUCUCCAAAAGCGAUAAAUGUUCGGGUCACGACGGCGGACGCGGUACUGGAGUUCGCGAUCCAGUCGACGGCGACGGGCAAACAAUUGUUUGACCAGGUGGUGACGACGAUCGGCCUGCGAGAGGUUUGGUUCUUCGGACUCCAGUACACCGACUCAAACAACGAGUCCACAUGGAUGAAGCUUUGCGACAAGGUGAUGAACCAGGACGUGAAGAAGGAGAACCCCUUGCAGUUCAGAUUCCGUGCCAAAUUCUAUCCCGAGGACGUGGCCGAAGAGCUGAUCCAGGACAUUACCCUGAGCCUGUUCUACCUGCAGGUGAAGAAUGCCAUACUGACUGACGAGAUCUACUGUCCGCCGGAGACAUCCGUGCUGCUCGCCUCGUACGCGGUGCAGGCGCGUCACGGUGACCACAAUAAGACCACCCACACAGCCGGAUUCCUGGCCAACGAUCGGCUGCUGCCGCAGCGUGUCAUCGACCAGAUCGAGAUGUCCAAGGACGAGUGGGAGCAGUCGAUCAUGACCUGGUGGCAGGAGCACCGAAACAUGCUGCGCGAGGACGCCAUGAUGGAGUAUCUGAAGAUUGCCCAGGAUCUGGAGAUGUAUGGCGUAAACUACUUUGAGAUCAGCAAUAAGAAGGGCACGGAUCUCUGGCUGGGCGUGGACGCGUUUUGUCUGAACAUUUACCUGAAGGACGACAAGCUGUCGCCGAAGAUCUGCAUCCUGUGGUCCGAGGUCCGUAGCAUCUCCUUCUUUUCGAAGAAGUUAACCAUCAAGCCGAUCGACAAAAAGGCGCCGGACCUUAUGUUCUAUGCGCCGUGCGCCCGCGUCAACAUGCGCAUCCUGGCCCUCUGCAUGGGCAACCACGAGCUGUACUUGCGUCGCCGCAAGCCGGACACCAUCGACGUGCAGCAGAUGAAGGUGCAGGCGCGCGAGGAGAAGAAUUUUAAACAGCAGGAGCGUAAGAAGCUGCAGCUGGCGCUGACUGCCUGCGAACGCGCUAAACAAAAACAGAAGGAGUACGAGGAUCGGCUGAAGCAGAUGCAGGAGGAGAAAAUGGCUGUGACGACAACGCCGCAGCACCAUCACGUGGCUGAAGACGAGGACGAGGACGAGCUGACCAACGGCGAAGUGUCGCACGACUUGGAGACCGUCGAGCACAUCAAGGACCCCAUCGAGGACAGACGCUCACUGGUGGAGCGCAACGAGCGCUUGCACGAUCAGCUCAGGGCCCUGAAAAAGUCUGUCUCUUUCGACGAGACAAAAGAGACGGCCAACGACAAGAUCCAUCGCGAGAACGUGCGCCAGGGACUUGACAAGUACAAUAUGCUCCGCGAGAUUCGCCAGGGUAACACAAUGCGUCUUGUCGAUCAGUUCCAGAACAUGUAAAGUUAUGCUUAAGCUGACGGCCAGAUCAAUAUUUUUCUUUAAUGUA